Condylostylus longicornis is the source of this 4039-nucleotide messenger RNA. RefSeq names its product unc-112-related protein (gene Fit1). Gene Ontology annotation, cellular component: cell-substrate junction. The coding region runs from base 1 to 2046 and encodes 681 amino acids. Gene Ontology annotation, molecular function: integrin binding. Gene Ontology annotation, biological process: integrin-mediated signaling pathway; cell-matrix adhesion. NCBI's taxonomy places the organism in Eukaryota, Metazoa, Arthropoda, Insecta, Diptera, Dolichopodidae. The record is from RefSeq and is a predicted model, not a curated record. The transcript is spliced from 8 exons.
AUGGCUAUGUGGCAAAGCGAAAUCAAAAAUUUGGAAAAAAGGACUUUUGAUAACGAAAAUCCAAAAGAUUGGUCAGAUCAUGCAUUAUGGUGGCCAGCGAAAAAUUGUUGGUUAACAAGAACAAGAUCAACAUUAGAUCAAGUUGGUGUGCAAGCAGAUACAUUACUUUAUUUCACACCUAUGCAUAAAAUUUUAAGAGUACAGCUUCCAGAUUUACGUUUUUUGGAUUGUCGUGUAGACUAUUCAAUAAAAACUUUUGGAGCUGUUGUAAAUUUAUGUAAGGAUUUAGGAAUUCGCCAUCCAGAAGAAUUAUCCUUAUGUAAACCACUUGAACCAGAAUAUUUGAAGAAAAAUUAUGCACAAUUUCCACACUCUAAAAUAAUAAUACCCGAGCCGAAUGGGACGAUACUUUUACAACCAGCACCAGAUACAAAUUCAUUUAUACCUGUAAAUUCAUUUAAUGGCAGUUGUAACAGUUUAGAUAAAACACAAAAUGGAUUUUCAUGUGCCCCAGUACAUCAACAUCACACACCAAAACGUUAUAAUCAACAGAGUACACCAAUUAGUUCCCCAACAGGUACAUGGAAGCAUAGUUCCAGUGGAUACACAACAUUUGAUUCAUCAUCAUCAUUAGGUGAUAUGACAGAAAAUCUUGCAGCUAGUCCAAGAGCACCCAGUCCAGAUGUACGUUCUCGUUUAAUAAGACCAAAGUCUUUGGUUGAAAAAGCCCGUAUGAAUAUUGGUUGGUUGGAUUCAUCUCUUUCUAUAAUGGAGCAGGGUAUUCGUGAAUAUGAUACACUAUGCUUGAAAUUUAAAUAUUACACAUUCUUUGAUUUGAACCCGAAAUAUGAUCAAGUGAGAAUUAACCAACUGUAUGAACAAGCGAAAUGGUCAUUAUUAAAUGAAGAAAUUGAUUGCACCGAAGAGGAAAUGUUAAUGUUUGCCGCAUUACAAUUUCAAGUUAUACAGCAAAAUGAUUUACAGCAACCAGAUUCUGGAAUUGACACAUCUAGUGUUGAAAAUGGAACUGAUGACGAUAUAGAUUCAGCUUUGACCAAAUUGCAGUUAACGUUGGAAGGACCAGACGCAAAUUUACAAAAUGGAAAUAUAACAAGAGUUCCGGAGCUUACAGAUUAUCUAAGAUUUUUAAAACCUAAAAAAUUCACUAUGAAAGGAUACAAACGUUAUUUCUUUGCAUAUCGUGAACUUCAUUUAUAUUUAUAUAAAAGCGCUGAAGAAUCACGAAGAUCUGCACCAACACAUGUUAUAAAUUUACGUGGAUGUGAAGUUACACCAGAAGUCAAUAUCAGUCAGGGUAAAUUCAGCAUUAAAUUAGAAGUUCCACCAACAGAUUUUAAUGGACCAAAUAGUGAAGUAUGGAUUCGUUGUGAAAAUGAAGAUCAAUAUGCCAGAUGGAUGGCUGCUUGCCGUUUAGCAUCUAAAGGACGAUCUCUAGCCGAUAGCUCAUAUUCAAGUGAAGUUCAAAGUAUAAAAUCAUUCUUGAGUAUGCAAAAACCAGCCCAGGCUCCAGCUGUUCAAAUUAAUCCAGCAUCAAUAGAUCCAAACGAUUAUAUUUCACCAAGAAUAUUAAAGAAAAUCAGAGGUAGAGCUGGUCAAAGAAUAUUGGAAGCACAUGCAAAUGUUAAAAGUUUAACAUUAACUGAAGCAAAAUUAAAAUAUAUCCAAGCAUGGCAAAGUUUACCAGAUUUUGGUGUUAGUCUAUUUGUUAUUAAAUUUGAUGGCCAUAAAAAAGAAGAAUUAUUAGGUGUCGCACCAAAUCGUAUUAUGCGUAUGGAUUUAAAUACUGGAGAUCAUUUAAAAACAUGGCGGUACAAUACAAUGAAGGCUUGGAAUGUAAAUUGGGGUGUUAAAUGCAUGAUGAUUCAAUUUGCUGAUGAAAAUGUCGUUUUCUCUUGUCUAUCAGCUGACUGUAAAGUUGUACAUGAAUUUAUUGGCGGUUACAUUUUUAUGUCGAUGAGAUCAAAGGAAGCAAAUCAAACAUUGAAUGAAGAAAUGUUCCAUAAGUUAACAGGGGGCUGGGUUUGAUUUAGAGCAAACUCUAUUUAAUUGAUGUUUUAAUAUUUUUUAUUUUCAAUUUAAAUUUAAAAUUUCCCUUAUUUUUUUUUUGUUUUUUUAAAAAAUUAAUUUAAUUUUUCAUUUUAAUUUAUUAUAAACCAAGAAUUUUCUUAACAAUUUUUUAUCUUUUAUUAUUUUUCUUUUGUCUUUUUAGUUGUUCAUGUAAAUAUUAACAAAUUAAUAAAUAUAAAUAUUAAUAAAAAAUUAAAAAAAAAAAAUGUAUUAAAUAAAUUGUAAAUUUAAAAAAUGUGAAACACAUAAAAUCACAUUAGAACAAUGAGGAUCUGUGUGCCGGGAUUAUUAGCACUAUAUACGUUAGAAUUUAAGUAAAUUAAAAUUAUAAAAAAUGAAAAAUUAAUUAAUUUUUUAAAUGUUGCUUUUUAAAAAAAGGAAGAAAAACAAAUAAUUAAUGUUUAUGCCUACUUAAAAUAUUUUAACAAAAUAUAAUUUAGAAAAUUAAAAGUGAGCGACAUCUAGUGGGAAAUUAAAUUUUCUUUUAAGUAUAAUUUAAGAUUUAAAUGUAAUAUUAAUAAUCAAGCUUUAAUAAUAAUUGUUAAUAGAAUCAAAAUCAAAUUUAUAUUUAUAUACUAAACUUUUUGUUGUAUAAUUUAAUGAAUAAUAUUAAAUUGGGAAAACUUUUAUAAAACAUUAUUUUGGAUUAAAAUUUACAGCAAUUUUUGUUUUUUUUUUUAUAAAUUUAAAAGAAUUUCUUGUAUAAUUGAUAAUUAUUUUCUAAACUAACAUUUGAUUAGAAUAUAUUUUAACAAAUUUAUAGUAUAAAAAGAUCUAAUUAUCAAAAUAAAUAAAUUAUCACUAAAAAUGAAAUUUCGUUUCAUAAUAACUUGAUUGUAGUUUCUUAUUUUAAUACAUUUGAAAUUUAAGUAGAUAAACUAUUGUUUUCUUUAAGAUAUGGCGAAGCACACCGUGAAUUUCUAACAAGAAAUUUAUUUUACUGAUGUGCAACUCGAAAUUUUGUUAAUUUUAACUAAUCAAUUGAUGAAGUGCAUGAAAAUGUUCUAUUGUUGCACUAUUUUGCAAAUUAUUGUUAAUCUUACUUAACAGAUCAUUAAAAAUAAAAACAUCAUGCUCUUUAUUUACAUUAGAUGUCUCUUAUAUUAAUUAAAUAUAAUUGCAUGUUUCUAAUAUUUAAUUUUAAAUUGAAAAUUUUAUUAAUUUUUUAAUUUGUACAUUUUUAUUAGAAAUCACAUUAAUACAAGAAGUUUGUUUCAAAAAAAUCUUUUAUAACUUUGAAUUUUUAAUUUAUAUGUGUCUUUUAAAAACAAAAUAAUUAAUGUAUUUAAAUAAUUACGUGGAAAGCAAAAUUUUAAAACAAUUUCAAUUUGAUUAUUAAAUUUUUAAGUUUAGUUUUUUGUCCCAUAUGUGUAAAAAAUAUUAAAUUUAUAAUAAUUAUUAUUAAUUCUUAAAUAUUAAAAUUAUUUUAAUGUAAUAAAUGUGGCCAAUGAUUUUUAAAAUGCUUUUCUUUUUAUUUUAAUUAUUAAAUGAAUUUAUAAAUAUUUUUUAAUAUUAUAUAAAUAAAAUUGUAAUUGUUAUUAAUAUAUUUAUCAUGUAAAUAUAAAUUUCAAAUUUCAUCAAAAAUUAAUAGAAAUAUAUCAAAAAUUUUAAAUAUACAUUUACUCCAUUAAUUGGAUUUUAAUUAAUAACUUUCAUUAGUUUCCUUCUUUUUUAAUUUAGAUGAAAUUUUCAAUUAAAUAAUAAUAAUUAAUAUGUGUCUUAUAUAAUAUAAAUGCGCUAAUCUAAUGUUAUUUACAUUUGUACAAUAUUAUUUAAAUAAAAUAAAAACAAUAUGCAAAGAAAAUAAAAUAAUUAAACUACAAUUUUACAUACUUAUAUAAAAAUAAAUAUAGAUAUUAUAUAUAUUUUUUUAAAUUUUAAAACAAAUUAAAACAGAGAAAAAAAACUAAAAAAACAAAAAAAAUUUAGAGUUCAUUAAAGAAAUUGAAAA